Molecule: messenger RNA, 9029 nt
Organism: Clupea harengus (Atlantic herring)
Lineage: Eukaryota; Metazoa; Chordata; Actinopteri; Clupeiformes; Clupeidae
Gene: vwf
Product: von Willebrand factor
Exons: 52
Biological process (GO): blood coagulation; cell-substrate adhesion
Cellular component (GO): extracellular matrix
Molecular function (GO): protein binding
Source: RefSeq, a predicted model, not a curated record
GUGCUCCUUAGAUGGAGAGGAAUAAACUGGAGAGGAUGGAGCAGAGGCACUCUAGUAAUCCUUUUCCAUUUUGCAGCGUGUGUAAGUGUGUGCGCAGGUGAGACGGGUCGCUGCAGUGCGUUCGGCUGGCAACACAUUCACUCGUUUGACGGAGUUCUGUAUGAGUUCUCUGGAGACUGCAGCUACAUGCUGGCUGGAGACUGCCAUAAGAGAGCCUUUACCAUCCUGGGUGAUUUCUCUAACGGCAAGAGGAAGGGUGUGACACUGUUCCUGGGGGAGUUCUUUGAGCUGCGUCUGUCCGUGGAUGGGACUCUGUCUCGUGGAGCCGAGAGGCUCCAUCUGCCCUACGCCUCCAGCUCUGUGUUUGCUGGGCGGGAGCUGGGUGGCGUGAGAAUGUGGAGUGAGGAGUUUGGCUUCUCCGUGCGCAUCGACGGAGACAAGAACAUCGACAUCACGCUCUCCAAGCGCCAUGGCAACCGCACCUGUGGACUCUGCGGCAACUACAACAGCUUACCUGACGAUGACUACACCUCACGCGAGGGCUUUCUAACAGACGACCCGUAUGAUUUUGCCAACUCCUGGAUGAUGAAUGGAGCAGAACCCUGCAAGCGUGUGGCUCCUCCCUCUGAGACUUGCAACCUCACUGGGGAUGCAGCAAAGGAGGUCAUGUCCCAGUGUGAAGUGUUCCGCUCCUCCGCUGUGUUCCUGCACUGCGCUCAUGUCCUGGACCCGGCGGCCUUCCAGUCGGUGUGUGAGCGGAGUGUGUGCCACUGCGGCGGCAGGAAGGAGUGUGUGUGCGCCACCCUGCAGGAGUAUGCCCGCGCCUGUGCCCAUCACGGCAUCACGCUACACGGCUGGAACGAGCACAGCAGCUGCGCUCCCAAGUGCCCUGUUGGAAUGGAGUAUAGUGUGUGUGCUCAGUCCUGCUCAACAACCUGCCAGAGCCUCAACAUUCCAGAAGUUUGCCAGGAGGAGUGUGUGGAUGGCUGUGACUGUCCAGUGGGUAAGGUGCUAGAUGGUGAGAGGUGUGUUGACGUGUCUCAGUGCUCCUGUGUGCACACGGGAAAACGUUACCCCCCAGGAUCGAGCAUCUCUCAGAACUGCAACACCUGCGUCUGUCAGCAUGGCUCCUGGCAGUGUACAAAUGAGGGUUGUCCAGGGGAAUGUUUUGUGACCGGUCAGUCUCACUUCAAAACCUUUGAUGACAAGUUCUACACCUUCAGUGGCACCUGUCAGUACCUGCUGGCCAAGGACUGCAGUGACAGUGUGUUUUCAGCCGUCAUAGAGACCGUGCAGUGCGCUGAUGAGCAGGAUGCUGUCUGCACGCGCUCAGUUAGCCUGCGCUUUCAUCAGAUGGCCAAUCAGACGAUUCGACUGAGGCAUGGGGGCGUGGUCUCAGUGGACGGGAUGGAUGUGCAGACACCACUCAUAAAUGGUGACCUGCGUGUGCAGAGGACAGUCCAAACUGCUGUGAGGUUGUCUUAUAGGGAUGACUUGAGCCUUGACUGGGAUGGCAGAGGGAGGGUGGUGCUCAGGCUGGGUCCAGCGUUUGCAGGAAAAACCUGUGGCCUGUGUGGUAACUACAACGGUAACCAAGGCGAUGACUUCCUGACCCCUGGCGGACUGGUGGAGGGCCGUGUGGAAGGGUUUGGCAACGCCUGGAAGACCCACCCCGAGUGUGACAACCUCCAUCACCAACACACAGACCCCUGCAGUCUCAACCCCAAGAGAGUGCUGUUUGCGGAGGAGUCCUGCUCCAUCCUGCUGUCUCCUAAGUUUGAGGCGUGCCACUACGAGGUGAACCCCGCGCCCUUCGUGAAGAACUGCCGCUUCGACCUGUGUGCCUGCGCAGACGGACACGAGUGCCUCUGCUCCGCCGUCAGCAGCUACGCAGCCGCAUGCGCAGCCAGGGGCGUCCUCAUCCACUGGAGAGGCAACGGGUACUGUGAGAUGGAAUGUUCUGGGAAGCAGCAGUACGAGCUGUGUGGGAGUGUGUGCAACCAGUCGUGCCGCUCCCUGUCCCUGCCGGAGGGCGAGUGUGUGAGUGUGUGUGAGGAGGGCUGUUUCUGUCCCAGCGGCCUCUUCCUCAGCGACGCAGGCGAGUGUGUGUCCAGGGAGGACUGCUCCUGUUACUAUGACGGCGAGAUCUACGAGCCCAACGACGUGUUUUCUGACCACCACUCAACAUGUUACUGUGAGAAUGGCUCCAUGCGUUGCACUGCUAGAGACCAUGAGGGAGCCACACUGACUGACCUCUUCUUUGAUGAGUUCUCACCUUCCAGAGAGCGUCGCUCUGCCUCCUGUCCCCCUCCUCUGGAGAAGCUGGUGUGUGAGUCUCCGCGUAAUCAGGGCAUAGAAUGUGCCAGAACCUGCCAGAACAUGGACCUGGAGUGUGUGAGCCAGGGAUGCACCUCCGGCUGCGUGUGUCCUCCGGGAAAGGUUCGUCAUAGGAAAGACUGCAUUUCACCAGACCAAUGCCCCUGUUUCCAUAACAACCGAGCCUAUGCUCUAGGGGAGUCUGUCAAGAUGGACUGCAACACAUGUGUGUGUCGGGGGCGACGUUGGGACUGCACCCAGAAUGUGUGUGAUGGAGUGUGUCGCACGGUAGGGGAGUCCCAUUACAUCACCUAUGAUGGACUGAAGUACACUUUCCCCGGACCAUGCCAGUAUGUCCUCACACAGGACUACUGUAAUGGAUUAGAUGGCUCGUUCAGGGUGCUAGUGGAGAAUUCAGCGUGUGGAGUGGUGGGCCAUCGCUGCAGCAAGAGUGUGACUGUGUUCUAUAAAGGUGGAGUGAUAAGCAUGGACCACGGAGAGGUGCGUAUGAAGAGGCCUGUGCUGAGUGGGGUCAGGGUGGAGCUGGUGAGGUCAGGUCUGUAUUACAUCAUCCUGUUGGGAUCAGACAUCUCCAUCACUUGGGACAGAGCUACCAGACUGGACGUGAGAAUCACUGGACAAUACAGGGGUAAAGUGUGUGGGCUGUGUGGUAACUUUGAUGGCGUACAGAAUAACGACCUGCUCAGCAGCAACCAGCAGAUGGAGGUGGAACCUGCUGACUUUGGCAACUCAUGGAAGACGCAGCCCAGGUGUGCUGAUGCUACUCCGCUGCCAUCUCAGUGCAGCUCAGACAUGGUGAAGCUUGUGACAGUGGAGCAGUCCUGUCGGGUUUUGACCAGCUCCCUCUUCAAGGAGUGUAACAGUGUGGUGGACCCUGAGCCUUACUGGGAGAUUUGUACUCAUGACUCGUGUGCGUGUCCGUCUGUGGGAGACUGUGUGUGUUUCUGUGACGCCAUCGCUGCCUACGCACACACUUGUGCCCAGAGUGGGGUCGUGGUCCACUGGAGGUCCAACGACCUGUGUCCACUGAGUUGUGAAGAUCUUAAUAAGGGCUCUGAGUGCCAGUGGAAGUACAGUGCCUGUGCAGAAGCUUGUCCGUUGUCAUGCCAACACCCAGAACCUCUUCACUGUCCUCAAGUGUGUGUGGAGGGCUGCCAUGCUACCUGUCCACCAGGGCAGGUUCUGGAUGAGGUGUCUCUGCAAUGUGUGAACCCUGAGAAAUGUGAGGUGUGUAUGCAUGAGGGAGAGAGGGUGUCACAUGGAAAACACAUCAUCCUCAAUCAUGACAACCCUGAGCUGUGCAAGAUCUGCCGCUGUGAGAACAACACCCUCACCUGCGCCUCCUGCCCCCCCACGGGUCUCCCCACCACCACCCUCUCGCCCACCACCCUCUUCACCACGCCCGCGCCACUCCUCUUCUCCACCGCCAUGCCCGAGGACGCCUGCGACCGCGCCAUGGACCUGGCCUUCCUGGUGGACGGCUCCACGCAGCUGAGCGAGGAAGACUUCGGCGUGGUGAAGACCUUCAUCCUGGGCGUGGUGGAGCGGUUCCGCAUGGGCUCCGCACACACACGCGCCACCAUGCUGCUCUUCCACUCCGGCGUCAAGAGCUACGACAUGCAGGUGCAGAAGUGGAUCUUCAGGAAGAUGGUGCGUGACAUGCGCUACACCGGCGGUGAGACGGCGUUCAUCGACGAGGCUUUGAAGUACUUGUCCGUCUACAUCUACGACAAGAACAAGCGUGAGCACGCCGGCCGAGUGGCCAUCUUGCUAACGGCCAGCGCCAACCCGCGGCCCAUGCGCACCACGCAGCGGCUGCUCCGCAAGAAGGACAUCACCGUGCUCACCGUGGCCCUGGGGCCCGAGGUGGACAUGGCGCAGGUCAACGACAUCACCAAGGCCACGCCCAGCAGCCGCGCGUACGUGCUGAGCAGCGCGGCGGAGCUGCAGGACCAGGGGCCCGUCAUCACGGACUACCUGUGCACCCUGGGGCUCGACCCGGAGACCCCCAAACCCAAAGCCACCCCCGGGAAGCCCCAGCCCCAGCCCCAGCCCCAGCCCCUCCCCACCCAGGCCCAGCCCCUCCCCACGAGGGGCCAGACCCAGCCGACUCUGUUCCCCCAACCCACCACCACCCCGGAAAGCUCUGCCAUUCUGGCCCCCGACUUCGUGACCACGAGCCCCGUCCGCUCCGCGACGGGCCCCACCCUUGGGGCGCCGGGCCCCGGUGGCCAGUCCCCGGUGGAUGUGGUGUUCGUGCUGGAGGGGUCGGACGCGGUCGGAGAGGAGGGCUUCAACCGCACGCGCGACUCGCUGGUGGAGGUGGUGUCCACCCUGGUGGAGGAGGAGGAGCUGAUCACCAUCACCAUCAUCCAGUACUCCGAGGUGGUUACCGUGGAGAUCAGGUCCAUGGAGAUCCGGAACCGUUGGCUCCUGCUGGAGCGCAUGAGGCAGAUCCGCUGGGCGGGCGGGGCCAAGACCAACACGGGCCACGCCAUUCGCUCGCUCUACGAGACCGUCUCCACACAGAGGCCCAGUCACAUGCCUGAUCAGCUGGUCUUCCUGGUGACGCAGAACCCGCCCACUGACAAGAUCGAGAGACCUCCCAGCUCCGCCCACACACAGGUGUUCCCCGUCCUGAUUGGCCCAAAGGUCCGGGAGGUGGAGCUUGAGCAUCUGAGUUUCCCCCAGAAGCCAAUUGUGUUUCAGAAGCCAGAGGACCUGAGCUCAUUGCGCCCCCUGCUGUUGAAUCUGACACAUGGCAUCAGACGGCCCCUCCUGCCCACGCUGCCCCCGCUGCCCCCGCUGCCCACUCUACCACCCUCAGUCCCCUGCACUAAACCCAUGGACGUACAGUUCCUGCUGAGAGCAUCUGAGGGCCACUUUGAGGACUUGAAGACGUUUGUGAGAGCCUUCAUUCAGAAUACAGAUAUCGGUCCAAACACCACACAGGUGUCAGUGCAGCUGUACGGUGAGAAGGUGGUGGAGGAGAUCUCCUGGGGAGAUAAGCAAAGCCCUGAGGAUCUACUGACUCGCCUGGACAGUAUACACACAACUCCAUCAACCACAGCCAGACUGGGUUCUGCUCUGCGCUCCGCCGUCCGCACGGCCGUGUCCUCCGCCAGCGGGGGGCGAGUGGGCGUGCCCAAGGUGGUGGUGAUGGUGGUGACGGACAGGUCAGUGGACUCCGUCCAGGAAGCAGCCAGUGAGGCAUUGACAGCAGGAGUGGCGGUGUUUCCGGUGGGUGUGGGGGCGGAGUUUGACCACAAUGAACUGAGCACGCUCGCUGGGGCACAUACUCCGACCAACGCCAUCCAGCUGAGCAGUACGGACGACCUCAUUGCCAUGGCAACGCUGGGACACACCUUCUAUGACAAACUCUGCCGUGCUGGUCCCCCUGGAGUGUGUGUGGAUGAUGAGGGCAAUCAGAGGAAGCCGGGAGAGAGCUGGCUGCAGGCGGACGGCUGUCAUACCCUGCUGUGUAACCCAGGGGGCGCUGUGACCCUGCAGAGCCACAGGGUGAACUGUGAGCGCAUGGAGCCGCCAGCCUGCUCUGGCAACAUCAAGCCUGUCAAAGUACCAGAGGCCUGUGGAUGCAGCUGGCACUGCCCAUGUAUGUGUAUUGGCAGCUCGUCCAAUCACAUUGUGCCAUUUGGAGGAGCUGCUCUAAAACUGGAGGGCUUCUGUUCUUAUUCGCUGAUUCACCUGGGAGGGGCGGAGAUUAUUCUUCACACCACCCCCUGUGAGGCGCUGUCUAAUCACAUCUGCAUGAAGUCCAUGGAGCUGAGAGGGGGCGGGGCUACUGUGGUGCUUCAGGAUGACAUGAAGGUGACAGUGGAUGGCGUGGUGACCCCUGUGCCUCUGCGUGUCGGGGGGCUGGAGGUGACUCAGUUUGGGGCGAUGCUGCAUCACCUGAGGGCAUCAGAGCUGGGCCUCACCAUCACCUUCACGCCGCAUAGCAACGAGUUCACCAUCACCCGGGAUAUCGCCAUGACUACCAACAUCACCACCGGCAUAUGUGGUUCAUGCGGUAAUGAUCAGCUGUUGCUAAGCGACGGCUCUGCGACCUCUGACCCCGAGCGCUACCUGAGGUCGUGGGUGGUGGGGGAGUGUGCGCCGACCCCGUCCGACAUGUGUGUGCCGGGCGUGGCGAAGCGGUGCGCGGCGCUGAAGGAGGCCGCCUUCGGAGCGUGCCACGGCCUGGUGCCCCCGGAGCCCUACCUGGCCCUGUGUGAGGAGACGGCCUGCCACCCCAGAGACGUGUGUGACCUCGUCUCAGCCUACAGCAGUGUGUGUCGCCAGCAGGGAGUGUGUGUGGACUGGAGGAGCCCCGACCUGUGCCCGAUGUCCUGCCCAACCACCAUGCGAUACCAGCCUUGCCGGACCGGGUGUGUGGAGGACUGUGAGAGGGGCCCCGGGGAGCCCAGCAACAUGGUUGAGCUGGGAGACGGGAUGACCGCGGGCGGGGGGCCUCAGUGCUCCAACACGCCCACUGAGGGGUGCUUCUGCCCGGAGGGGAUGGUGCAGAGGGGAGAUGAGUGUGUCAGGAGAGAGGCCUGCAAGGAGUGUGUGGACCAGAACGGACACACACACCCAUAUCUCCAAAGCUGGUCUCCCGAUGACAACCCCUGCCUGAUGUGUGUGUGUCUCGAUCAGAAGCAAAUCAACUGCACUGUCCUGCCGUGCACACACUCUAAAGCUCCUGUGUGUGAGCCCUGUGAGGUCGUCAGGGAGAAGAAAUCAAGCUGCUGUCCAGAGUAUGAGUGCGUGUGUGACGAGGAGACAUGUGUCCGUCCUCAACCUCCCCGCUGUGAGAACGGCCAGAGCCUCUCUCUCACCAACCCAGGAGAGUGUAUGCCCAUCUAUGAGUGUGUGUGUAAGAAAGAGGAGUGUUCUCUGAUGACCGCGCCCCCCUGCCCCACCCACCGACGCCCCACUGUCACAAAGACAGAGUGCUGUGACGUGACCGAGUGUGUGUGUGACUGUCACAACUCCACAAAAACAUGUCCACCUGGACACAUCACCACGGCAACCACCAAUGAAUGCGACUGUACAGAAGUGUCCUGUCAGCCAGACAAGGUGUGUGUGGUGGAGGGAGUGGUGUAUCAGGUAGGCAGGCAAUGGGAAGACGGCUGUAAGACCUGCAGCUGCACUGACAGAAGAGAGGAAACCACCGGCCUCCACGUCACCCAGUGCCAGGAGAGGGAGUGUACUAAUGAUAUCUGCCCUAUGGGAUCAUCCUUCUCUCAAGCAAAAGGCGAGUGCUGUGGCAAGUGUGUGAAGACCAGCUGUCUGGCUGAAAGCCCUCAAGGAGGGUCAAUCAAAGAGGUGGGGGAGCAAUGGCAGAAUGAUGCCACUGGGUGUGUGUUGAGCGAGUGUGUACGAGUGAAUCAGGAAGUGUUCAUCGCCCAUACCAACGUCUCGUGUCACAUGAUGGAUACGCCCACCUGUCCUCUGGGAACAGAGCUUCAGUGCAACACAGUGGAUCACUGCUGUCCUGUGUGCCAAUGCGUUUCUUUGGAUGUGUGUGUGAUGAACCAUACAAUUAUUGGAGCUGGGGAGCGAGUGAUGGUGGAUGUGUGUACUCACUGUGAGUGUUCUAUGGUGGAGGGCCUUAUAAGGAAGACCCGCCUCUCCUGCAGGAAGAUCACCUGUUCCCCAUGCCCAGAGGGCUACACUAUGGACCCAGUGGCUGACUCGUGUUGUGGUCGCUGUGUUGCAUCUGCCUGCACCAUCAGAAGGCCAGAUGGAGAGCUCAUAAGUCUGAAGGCCAACAGUUCUCGUGAGGAUGGCUGUGUGCUGCAUUCGUGUGGUGUGAAUAGAGAGGGAGAUCUGGUGCUGGAGACCAGAAUCACCACCUGCCCUCCAUUUGAUCGGCAACAGUGCCUGGAUGAGGGGGGGAAAAUCACACAGAUUGGGAAUAGCUGUUGUGAGAUGUGUACGGAGCCAGAAUGCAGGCGAACAGUGGGCGUGCUGAACUUUAUCAGAGUGCAGGACUGUCAGUCUGAAGAGAAGAUAGAACUACAUUACUGCGAGGGAAAGUGCCGCAGCCGGUCGAUGUACUCGCUGGAGAAACAUGCGGUCGAGCCAGAGUGUGUGUGCUGCUCGUCGACGGGAACCGAGCCCGUCAGCGUGUCACUUCGCUGCGCCAACGGAACACACACCCACACACAGCUGCUGUCUGUCACGGGCUGUGAGUGCCAGGCCCACGCAUGUCCCGCUGAGCACUAAGAACCACCUAACACGUCUUAGCACGCGCAUGUGUGUGUGUGUGUGAGUGUGUGUGUGUGUGUGUGUGUGAGUGGCAGAGAGAGAGACAGAAACAGCAUGGACAGAAUCACAUAGAGAGACACUAUGUACAAGACAGGGAGGCUAACAGAGUAACGUAUGAGAGAGCAAUUAUGUGAGAGAGAGGGUGAGAAAGACAGAGAGCAUGUUCAAAUUCAACACUGCCUGGUAUAUGUAAAGGCCUAUGAGAAGGCUACGGCUAUAUGGAGAGAGCACAGAGGACAUAUACUUUGAUCCCCAGUUAUCCCCAACCCCACACUGUAUUAUGGGUUAGUCAGUCGCGCAGUACCAACUGGACAUGGAAAUAUAUUUUCAUCAUCACACGAAUGCUGCAAGCACAUAUGAUUGUAUUUGUCAUUGUGGUAAUACCACAGAUUAAACACAAUAAAGUAUAUCACACAAUA